GCAGGUCCGGCACUGCCAGCAUGGCCUCUCCAGGCCUCUCGGCGCCCCUUCCUGAGUUACCAGAGAAUAAUUGCUGGUACCGCGAGGUCCAGUACUGGGACCAGCGCUACCGGUGCGCUGCCGACUCUGCCCCCUACGAGUGGUUCGGGGACUUCUCCUCUUUCCGUGACCUCCUAGAGCCUGAGCUGCUACCCGAAGACCGUAUCCUUGUGCUAGGCUGCGGAAGCAGUGCCCUGAGCUAUGAGCUUUUCCUUGCGGGCUUCCCUGACGUGACCAGUGUGGAUUACUCAUCAGUAGUGGUGGCCGCCAUGCGGGCUCGCUAUGCCCACGUGCCCAAGCUGCGCUGGGAGACCAUGGACGUGCGGGCACUGGACUUCCCCAGUGGCUCCUUUGACGUGGUGCUCGAGAAGGGCACCCUGGAUGCCCUGCUGACUGGAGAACAGGAUCCCUGGACCGUGUCCUCUGAAGGUGUCCACACUGUGGACCAGGUGCUGAGUGAGAUGGUGGAGUACAAACGCGCCACGCUGCGGGAUGAAGACGCGCCCGAGACCCCCGUAGAGGGCGGGGCCUCCCCGGACGCCGUGGAGGUGGGAUUCCGGAAGAGGACAGGUCACCUCUUGGGCUCGCACACUCAGCUGGAGCUGGUCUUGGCUGGUGUCUCUCUACUGCUGGCUGCCCUGCUUGUGGGCUGCUUCGUGGCCUUGGGGGUCCAGUACCACAGAGACCCAUCCCAUAGCACUUGCCUCACAGAGGCCUGCAUUCGAGUGGCUGGAAAAAUCCUGGAGUCCCUGGACCGUGGGGUGAGACCCUGUGAGGACUUUUACCAGUUUUCCUGCGGAGGCUGGAUUCGAAGAAAUCCUCUGCCUGAUGGGCGUUCUCGCUGGAACACCUUCAACAGCCUCUGGGACCAGAACCAGGCCAUACUGAAGCACCUGCUUGAAAACACCACCUUCAACUCCAGCAGCGAAGCUGAGCGGAAGACGCAGCGCUUCUACCUCUCCUGCCUACAGGUGGAGCGCAUCGAGGAGCUGGGAGCCCAGCCUCUUCGAGACCUCAUUGACAAGAUCGGUGGUUGGAAUAUUACGGGGCCCUGGAACCGGGACAACUUCAUGGAAGUGCUGAAGGCAGUAGCAGGGACCUACAGGGCCACUCCCUUCUUCACUGUCUACAUCAGUGCCGACUCUAAGAGUUCCAACAGCAACGUUAUCCAGGUGGACCAGUCUGGGCUCUUUCUACCCUCUCGAGAUUACUACCUAAACAGGACCGCCAAUGAGAAAGUGCUCACCGCCUACUUGGACUACAUGGAGGAGCUGGGGAUGCUGCUGGGCGGACAGCCAGCCUCUACGCGGGAGCAGAUGCGGCAGGUGCUGGAGCUGGAGAUACAACUGGCCAACAUCACAGUGCCCCAGGACCAGCGGCGGGACGAGGAGAAGAUCUACCACAAGAUGAGCAUCAUGGAGCUGCAGGCCCUGGCGCCCUCCAUGGACUGGCUGGAGUUCCUGUCUUUCUUGCUGUCACCGCUGGAGCUGGGUGAUUCUGAGCCCGUGGUGGUGUAUGGGACAGAUUAUUUGCAGCAGGUGUCAGAGCUCAUCAAUCGCACAGAGCCAAGUGUCCUGAACAAUUACCUGAUCUGGAACCUGGUGCAGAAGACAACUUCAAGCCUGGACCGCCGCUUUGAGUCUGCACAAGAGAAGCUGCUAGAGAUCCUCUAUGGCACCAAGAAGUCCUGCACGCCGAGGUGGCAGACCUGCAUCUCCAACACGGAUGACGCCCUCGGCUUCGCUCUGGGCUCCCUCUUUGUGAAGGCCACAUUCGACCGGCAGAGCAAGGAAAUUGCAGAGGGGAUGAUCAGCGAGAUCCGGACUGCCUUUGAGGAGGCCCUGGGACACCUGGUUUGGAUGGAUGAGAAGACCCGCCAGGCAGCCAAGGAGAAAGCAGAUGCCAUCUAUGACAUGAUUGGUUUCCCGGACUUCAUCCUGGAUCCCAAAGAGCUGGAUGAUGUUUAUGAUGGGUAUGAAGUCUCUGAAGAUUCCUUCUUCCAGAACAUGUUAAAUUUGUACAACUUCUCUGCUAAGGUGAUGGCUGACCAGCUCCGCAAGCCCCCUAGCCGGGACCAGUGGAGCAUGACCCCCCAGACAGUGAAUGCCUACUACCUUCCAACCAAGAAUGAAAUCGUCUUCCCUGCCGGCAUCCUGCAGGCUCCCUUCUAUGCCCGCAACCACCCCAAGGCCCUGAACUUUGGUGGCAUCGGUGUGGUGAUGGGCCAUGAGUUGACACAUGCCUUUGAUGACCAAGGGCGAGAGUAUGACAAGGAAGGGAACCUGCGGCCAUGGUGGCAGAAUGAAUCACUGGCAGCCUUCCGGAAUCACACGGCCUGCAUGGAGGAGCAGUACAGCCAGUACCAGGUCAACGGGGAGAAGCUCAACGGCCGCCAGACCCUGGGGGAGAACAUUGCUGACAACGGGGGGCUUAAGGCUGCCUACAACGCUUACAAAGCAUGGCUGAGAAAGCAUGGGGAGGAGCAGCAGCUGCCAGCAGUGGGUCUCACCAACCACCAGCUCUUCUUUGUGGGAUUUGCCCAGGUGUGGUGUUCGGUCCGUACACCCGAGAGCUCUCACGAGGGGCUGGUGACCGACCCCCACAGCCCUGCCCGCUUCCGCGUGCUGGGCACUCUCUCCAACUCCCGUGACUUCCUACGGCACUUCGGCUGCCCUGUCGGCUCCCCCAUGAACUCAGGGCAGCUGUGUGAGGUGUGGUAGACCUGGGUCAGGGGAGAAAUGGCCCGCUGUUGCCAGGGCCUGGGGCAGCUCACCCUUCAAGGCUGUUUGCUCUGGGGUUUGGAGAAGGCAAAUGCCAGCUAGGCUGGGUCUGGCCCCUCUAUACCACAGAUGACAUGAGUCCUGGUCCCUUUUUGACCACCACAUCGUGCCUCUGUUUUGGGGGUGCCCCUGCCUCCAGCAGAGCCCCCACCAUUCACUGUGACAUUCUUCCGUGUCACCCUGCCUGGAGGAGGCUGGGAUGGGGUGGGGGGGCACCGGCUCCCACAGGAAGGAGUCCACCUCUUCUGGUCCCAAGCUCACUGGGCUUGGGUGACCAUGGGGCCUGCUAUGCCUGCCGCCCUCUGACGACGCAGGGCCUGGCUGGUGUGCCCCGAGGCUCAUUCAGUGCUCUCUCCAGAAUAGACUGAGCUCCUUUCAGUCCUGCCCUCAGGGGCUGCCCCCACCCCAUGUUCCUCGUGCUGCUGCUCCUAAUACUGCUGCCAUCCCUCGCUGAUAGACCAGCUGUGCUCAGCUCUUAGUGGAAGCCUGAGGGCCUUUAUGAGCCUCCCUGCUGCCUCCCGGGUCCCCUGGGCUCAGAGAAGUGUACAUGUGUAGGGGAUGCUAGUUCCUGUGUCCUGGGGUACAAGUCUUAGGGGGGGGUGACUGAUUCUCCCUGGACCAAGCAGAAAAGCAGAUAGAGCAGGGAGAGGGAAGGAUAGAGUUUAUUUUUACAGGAAACAGGGUGGGGAGGGAGUGACCCUGGCCCUGUAGGACCCUGUGCCAAUAAAUAGACAUGCAUCAGUCAGCCUGUCUCUUCCUUUGGUCCUGUUUUCAUUUACUCAUUCCACCAAUAUUUACUGAGCA
Camelus dromedarius (Arabian camel) is the source of this 3623-nucleotide messenger RNA. RefSeq names its product endothelin converting enzyme 2 (gene ECE2). The transcript has 20 exons. Bases 21 to 2759 code for a protein of 912 amino acids. Gene Ontology annotation, molecular function: metalloendopeptidase activity; S-adenosylmethionine-dependent methyltransferase activity. Gene Ontology annotation, cellular component: plasma membrane. The record is from RefSeq and is a predicted model, not a curated record. Gene Ontology annotation, biological process: protein processing. NCBI's taxonomy places the organism in Eukaryota, Metazoa, Chordata, Mammalia, Artiodactyla, Camelidae.